ACAAAGGAUAACCCAUUUGAACGCUUAACAUCGUACACUGUGUUAAUCCACCUCUUAGAACAGUCAACCUGGUCAAUAAAAACCGUAACCUAGUGUUUAACAAUUAGAAAAAAAGUUAUUGAUUGAAUAAUUUGAAAGCUUGCCCAAAAUGUAAACACUGGUUGCAUACUCGGUUACAAAUGAGAUACGGGUGUUUGCUCUGAACUAUAAACUAUUGGGCCUCUGGACCAAAGAAAAAGGAAGGAAUUUCGUAGUUUGUACUCAGUUGUCAAGGAAUGGAAAAAGAAAAUACCACUGAUUCAAAAGAAGAUGUUGAUGAAACAGUAGAGAAAAAAAAAGCCUUGAUAAAAGUGGUAUUCCUGAAAGUGGGGGAAAUAGACACCCUGAAGGAGUUCUUUGUUGCUGACGUAUUUGUUCAGAUACGAUGGAGGGAACCGGCUCUGGACAAACCUACAGAGAGGCAAAGGGUGAAGGACGUCCUCACGGGGGCGCUAAGGACCCUUACACAAAGUCAUAUAGAAAUAUCUAAACGAAAGAGCGACGAAAUACAGCUUGAAAAGUAUUGGGAUCCAAAGAUAGUUUUCCAGAAUAUACUGAGCGAGACCAUGCAUUCUGAAUGGAAGUUGUUGAAACACAACGAUGACGGCGAAGCUUUUAUUGUGCAGAAACAUCGACUGAAAGCUACGUUUUCAGAAAACCUAGAGCUCGCCUUGUUUCCCUUUGAUAUUCAGGAUUUAACAUUAAUCAUUAGCACGGAACUCUCAGAAGCUGAAGUGGAACUGGUGGAAGACAUUGAAGAAAUAUCCAGUGUUCAAAUUGACAGUUUUGCCAAAGAGCAGGAAUGGACGCUUCACGAGUGCGUAUCCAUUACUCCUAAAGUGACAACCAAAGCGUACACCAAUCCCCAAUACAAAAACCCGGCAGUGGUCGCGGGCUGUUUUGCUGGGAGGCGAGCUGGCUUCUUUAUCUGGAAUGUAAUGCUUAUAAUGACUCUGAUUAGUUCUUUGUCUCUGGCUACCUUCGCGGUGGACAGAGCCUUGCCACAGAAUCGUCUUCAGCUCUCCUUCACCCUGGUACUUACUGGCGUGGCCUUCAAAUUUGUGGCCAAUCAGUCCAUACCUAAAAUAUCAUACCUUACACAUUUGGACAGAUACAUUCUGGGCAGCAUGAUAUUUCUGUACUUGGUUUGUAUAUGGCAUGCUGUAGUGACCUUGACCGGCGAUCAAGCAACGAGCCGCGAGGCGGACAAGGACGCCUUCAUCGUGUUUUCCUCCUGUUUUGCUUGUCUUCAAGUCCUGUUCAUCGUCAGUGUCGUUAUCAGCGGCUAUCAUAGGUAUUCGAAUGUGAAGCAAAUAGAGAGAAGAUAUCAGGAACGGGCGCACAGAAAACUUGCUUUAGAGAAAUCACCUGUGAUACAGACAGCUAAAGUCAGUUCUAUGAGCGUAUAAGGAAAUAAAAAAAUAUAAAUCUGUGAAUAAUAAAGCCAAUAUCUGUGGAUGGUUAUCACAUACUUCACGUUCACGCAUUACCACCAGCGAUUCUUCACGAAGAUUCCGGAGCUAACGAGCUGGUCAAUAUUGAAGUCUCUGUUCUUCAUCAGAACUAGUUAUGUGAUGAAUGAAAUCUCGAGACUUUAUUUCUGUAAAGAAAACAGCGGUUAUUGAUCUCCAAACAUUUAAGUGAAGUACACCUACGUUUUGUUUUUGGUAGAAUAAGAAUUCAAUAAAUAUAUUUACUCUGGUAA
Messenger RNA from Ostrea edulis (European flat oyster), 1744 nucleotides. Its product is annotated as cys-loop ligand-gated ion channel-like. Lineage: Eukaryota; Metazoa; Mollusca; Bivalvia; Ostreida; Ostreidae. Bases 276 to 1448 code for a protein of 390 amino acids. Gene Ontology annotation, biological process: nervous system process; monoatomic ion transmembrane transport; regulation of membrane potential. Gene Ontology annotation, molecular function: extracellular ligand-gated monoatomic ion channel activity; neurotransmitter receptor activity; transmembrane signaling receptor activity. The record is from RefSeq and is a predicted model, not a curated record. Gene Ontology annotation, cellular component: membrane; neuron projection; synapse. The transcript is spliced from 9 exons.